CUUCUUCUUCCUCGCUCUUCCCCGCUUCUCUCUCUCUCAGUAAAUUGAGUUUAGAGUCGAAUAGCGGAAUGGAUAUUAGGAGGCGUGAAAGUAAGACGGAAGCAAGUAGCAGAGAGAAACGGAUUUAUGAGAAGGAUCAGAUGAAUCAAGAGUCUUUCAUUGAGGAGCUGGCAGAAGAGUUUCGAUUGCCAAUCACACACAGGGAGGAUGUGGAGCAAGCAUCACUGGACACAAUGAUAUCAUCAUCAAAUGUUGGGUUUCGUCUUCUUCAGAAAAUGGGUUGGAAAGGAAAAGGUCUCGGAAAGCAAGAGCAAGGCAUAACGGAGCCCAUCAAAUCCGGUAUCAGGGAUCGAAGACUCGGUUUAGGAAAACAAGAAGAAGAUGAUUAUUUCACUGCAGAGGAAAACAUCCAGCGGAAGAAACUUGAUAUUGAGAUCGAGGAGACAGAGGAAAUCGCAAAGAAACGGGAGGUCCUAGCAGAACGUGAGCAGAAGAUCCAGAGCGAUGUAAAAGAGAUACGUAAAGUCUUCUAUUGUGAACUCUGCAGCAAACAGUAUAGAACGGUGAUGGAGUUUGAAGGUCACUUGAGCUCAUACGAUCACAACCACAAGAAGAGAUUCAAAGAAAUGAAAGAAAUGCACGGUACUAGCAGCCGCGAUGAUAGGAAGAAGCGAGAGCUGCAGCGUCAAGAGAGGGAGAUGACUAAAAUGGCUGAUGCUCGUAAACAACAGCAGUUGCAACAGAAUCAGCAAGAAGACUUAGAGAAUGUCCAACUUUCAUCACUAGCUAAGACCACGGUUGCGCAACCACUUGCUGUUCAAGAUCAAAGGAAAACAUUGAAGUUUGGCUUUUCUUCAAAAAGCGGCAGUACAUCAAAGAGCCAACCUACGAGCAGUAUCAAGAAGCCUAAAGUAGCGAUUGCAUCGGUUUUUGGCAACGAUAGUGACGAAGAUUAAGGUCUUACAUCAUGAUCAGGAAUAUUGUACUUUAUGUUUCUUCCAUUCACAAACUAAAACAGAACACAUACCAUUUAUGGGCAACAACACUGUCUUCAAUUUGUUUGUUAAUCAUAUAGAUUCUUUUGGCUAUAUAUAGAAUCUGACCGUUAAAAAGUAAUUUUAGUUCAUCUUUGUCUCUU
Eutrema salsugineum is the source of this 1138-nucleotide messenger RNA. Its product is annotated as G patch domain-containing protein 8. Gene Ontology annotation, molecular function: nucleic acid binding. The coding region runs from base 69 to 956 and encodes 295 amino acids. The transcript has 8 exons. Lineage: Eukaryota; Viridiplantae; Streptophyta; Magnoliopsida; Brassicales; Brassicaceae. The record is from RefSeq and is a predicted model, not a curated record.